AUGGAAAGGUUUCAGAGAUUGGAGAUCUGUUGGACACAGCUUUUGAAGGAACGAUGUGGUGCUUGGACCUUUGAUCCGGUGCUGAAGCAUAUGGGAAACAUCAAAGACACCACAAUUGGAUCUGACCCAAUUGUGAGACUCUAUAUGGGUCUGUCCCUUGUACAAGACUGGCAUCGAGUAGCCUGCAAAAGGGACCAUUGUAGCAUUCAGCUUGGAAUGGAGAUCUGUGAAAGGCGUUGUUGCCAAGGUGGCAUCGCUAGAGUAGGGCUUGACCCAUUUGGGCAAUUGCAAUAG
This is a messenger RNA of Ogataea philodendri, 294 nucleotides long. RefSeq lists its product as uncharacterized. The record is from RefSeq and is a predicted model, not a curated record. The coding region runs from base 1 to 294 and encodes 97 amino acids. Lineage: Eukaryota; Fungi; Ascomycota; Pichiomycetes; Pichiales; Pichiaceae. The transcript has a single exon.